Messenger RNA from Daldinia childiae, 603 nucleotides. RefSeq lists its product as uncharacterized. NCBI's taxonomy places the organism in Eukaryota, Fungi, Ascomycota, Sordariomycetes, Xylariales, Hypoxylaceae. The transcript has a single exon. Bases 1 to 603 code for a protein of 200 amino acids. The record is from RefSeq and is a predicted model, not a curated record.
AUGUUUAACAACCCGCCUCCCCAACUUCACGAGGUCGCAUCACACCAGCUUGGAUGCACACUGAACGAGGUAGUUUUGACAGGCUUACCGAGCGAUGAGACCGGUCUUCGGGUUUGUAACGAGAUGGCCGGCCUUUUAAAGGACGAGGGCCUUCUUAUUGAUCACGCACCUACGAUGGUGGCUCUCAAGAACGGCGUGCGUGCUCUCGAAUGCGAUACUCAUGAGUGUCAUUACUGUGCUAAGGUCGUUCGAGCGAUGCGCGCAUUUAAGAGUGGCGACCACCAUCACGACGAUGUGCACUCCCACCUCUUCGGAGCUGACUUCCCUCCCGCACCUAAAGAUGAAGGCGAGCCACCUUAUUCCUACUAUCAUUCCUGCCGGACCAUUUGGAAGAAAAUACCUAUCAAACUCGGCGAUGAUGAGCGCAAGUGGGUGCUAUUUGAUAGGAUGAGCGGACUUCCGUGGGACGACGUCGAGGAGGACAUCACCAUGUUCGAUUUCCUUAGUGACGAUGACGAAGCUAUCGCCUGUGAGAAUUGCGGCGAGGUUCAUCCGGGAGCCAUUCCUCCCAUAGAGAUGAUGGAUCUUUACGACGACUUUUGA